This is a messenger RNA of Papaver somniferum (opium poppy), 588 nucleotides long. RefSeq lists its product as uncharacterized. The coding region runs from base 1 to 588 and encodes 195 amino acids. NCBI's taxonomy places the organism in Eukaryota, Viridiplantae, Streptophyta, Magnoliopsida, Ranunculales, Papaveraceae. The transcript has a single exon. Gene Ontology annotation, molecular function: nucleic acid binding; RNA-DNA hybrid ribonuclease activity. The record is from RefSeq and is a predicted model, not a curated record.
AUGAAAGGAAGAAUGUGGAAUUCAGCUUAUGACUUGCGGGUCCUGAAACUCUUUAACAUGUCCUGUAGAAGAACUGUUUCGACUAAAAUCCAAGAAAUUUAUUUUCAUCUUCCAGUGAAUUCUCAUAUUCUUCUCUGUUGUGAUGGUGCUUCAAAAGGGAACCCUGGAAAUUCAGGGUAUGCUUUUGUUGGGAGAAACUCAGAAGGAGUAUGUUUAGUGGCUAUGACAGGAGGUCUAGGAGUAGCAACAAAUUACUAUGCAGAAGUGAUGGAUUUACUGUGUGCUGGAGAAUGGGCUAUCAAGAAUGGUAAAUUGGAAGUCAUUUUCAGAAUAGACUCAAAAGCAGUGAUUUCAGCUUUUUCUGCAGGUCAUAUACCAUGGUUUGCCAUCACAAGACGAAAGAAAAUUAUUGAAAAAUUGAAGUUUAUUAAGUUUGUACACAGCUACAGAGAAAUAAAUUUCUCUGCAGAUUCCAUGGCUAAGAAAGGUGCUGAUAUGAAAAGAGGAGAGUAUGUUAUUUUCACAAGAAGACCACCAUUUUUACACCAUAUGGAAGUAGAAAAUAAUCCCUAUUAUAAAUUUGGAUAA